UGGGACUGGGAGAGUGUGUCCGCUCCUUCCCUCCCGGAGUGGCUGUUUUCCUUAAUUCUGGAGAGGCCCUCCCCAGCACCCUGCCCCGCCACUCUCGCUUGAGUCUCGCUUCACCGUAGAACUCUCUGAGCUUCAAGAGGACGACACUAACCCUCAGUCGGCGCUGUCAGGAAAACAAGAAUAAGGAAAUCAGGAACAGCAGACUUAGACGAGUUGUGAUGCUGAGGUACACGGUGGGUACCCAUGGCUGCACCGUUUACUACGAACCCAUAAACCGCGUGUAAACUAUCCUCAGUGAAACACCACUGGCUGGUAACCUCCCAGGGGCUCUGGCUACCGUCUGAACAUACCCGUAUGAAAUGUUCCAUCAUGGCAGAGCUUUUCUUGACCAUCCUGAGCUGGAAGACACACUGAGGCAGCAACAUUUCAGCGAGAGUGGGUGUGUGUGGAAAUCUGGACAACUUGUAUUCAUUCAACAACAUCCGGCAACAUCAUUUCCUAAGCAGGAAAUGAAUUAAAGUCCCCACUCGUGGCUCAGCAGUUAAGAGAGCACACUGGGGGCCAGAGGUAAUGUCUCAGAGCCUAAAAACACUUGCCCCUCUUGCAAGGGUCCCAAAUUAGUUCUCAGCACCCAUGGAAGUGUGCUAGUUGGCUGGGCGCAAUCUGUUUGCUCUACACAGAUGAAAAAAAAAAAAACUGGGCAUAGUCAAAGAGAAGCUCUUCAAGUGCUCGCUUUCAUUUUUCUUCAUGUUUGGCCUCAAUGAGAGAUGGCAGCUGGCUCCCCCUAGUAUUAGGGGCCUGGAGGCAUUGAGACCCUUAGCCCUAAAAAUAGUCAAGCUCUUGUGUAGGUCAGGCAUCCUCAGCAGUCCCUGUGGCUUCCACCAGGAAGGCCUAGGGUACUGUUGGGACUCCAGCCCUCGAAAGCUUUAAAGUUUUUGUGUAGACCUUAGCUCUUACUGACAGCCAGUGUUAAAAUUCUCGGCUGAGGGUUGAGACCUCUUGGCUCUCUGGAACUCUUUUGGUAUCCAGAGCUGCAGCAGAUCUCUUCUCUGGUUUAGUCAUUUAUCCUCAUUCAGUCUCAGUUCUUGCCCUCUGCUGAUGCCUUGGCUACUGCUUCUUUCGGCGAUCACAAAGCUGACUGGCCUGGCCUUUUGCAGCUUGGCCUGCUGACUGCUCUGCUCUCACUGCCACGGCCUCUCAGCUGCCUCCUCAUGAUACCAGCUCAGCCCACAUUCCUGACAGUAGGCAAGAAGAGUCUCGAGAGAAGACUUUUGCUGAACCUAAAGCUGCAAGGGAAAGGGAAGCAGCACAAAAUAGUCUGUCCCAAAGAGAAUCGAAGCUUUCAAAGCCUGAAAAGGGGCUCUUCCUCCAAUCACAGCCUUUGCACCAGCCUCGGCAGUUCCUCAGGAAGCUGACUCAGCUGGGCAAAGAAAACCAUUCUUCGAGAGGCUCCGUAGACUAGAAGAGCAGUUUCGGAGAUUCCAACAGGUGACCCUAACACACCUGCAGGACAUUGCCAACAACUACAAUGUGUGCUACAAUAUGGAUACCCGCUUCCAGAACCUGGCGGAAGAGAACCAAGCCACAGCUCUAGCGGUAAACCAGUCUCAAGCUGCCAUACAAGGGGAUGUGGCCCACCUAAAGACCUGGUUUAGGAAGAGCCAGCGCAGGAGCCGGAAGAUGGACACCCGGCUCCAAGCCUUGGACCUCUCCCUGAGCACAAAGAGCAGGCAGUGGGUGGAGGUGGAAAAGGAGCAAAAGGCACAGAAGGAGGCUAUUGCAAGCCUGGCCCUGAGCAUGACGGCCCUACAGGACGCUCUGACCAGCCUGACACAGGAAGUCCAUAACCAGGAUGCCAGGCUUGCUGCUCUUGAGGGCCAGAAGCAGAGGGCCUCUUCUAGCACUGCAGUCCUGGGACUGACGACAGCACCCACCCCCAACCUUGCUCAGCGAGGCUCAGGUCCCUUGCAACUGUGGAGGGACAGCCAGGCAUCCAGGCCUUCACCCCAGCACAGGAGUUCCCCCCAAGACUUCACUGUCCAUGUCCAGGAGAUGCAGAAGUUCCAAGCCCCAAGCAGCCAUCAAGUAGCUCCACCAAGGACCCACCAAGAACCAGGAAACAUUUGCAGCAUGGGCCCAGUACUAAUUUUUCCCAACACCUCCACUGAAAAUGUGAUCUUUCUUAGCCCCGGCUUCCUCGUGCCCCUACGAGCCCUGUCCUUCUGUAGUUGGGUCCGAGUGGCCACCAGCCACCUGGGCACACUCCUUUCCUAUGCCACCCAAGACAACGACAACAAGCUAGUACUGCAUGGCCGAGACUCCUUGGUCCCCGGCUCCAUCCACUUUGUGAUUGGUGACCCGGUCUUCAGGGAACUGUCCCUGCAACCACUACUGGAUGGUCAGUGGCACCACAUUUGUAUCAUCUGGACAUCCAUGGAGGGCAAGUACCGGCUCCACAUAGACAGAAGGACAGUCGCCACUGGCUCCCACUUCAGAGAGGGCUAUGAGAUCCCUCCUGGAGGGUCCCUUGUGCUGGGCCAGGAACAAGACACUAUGGGGGGCGAGUUUGACAGCUCUGAGGCCUUUGUAGGGAGCAUAUCUGGACUGGCCAUCUGGGACCGGGCAUUGGUCCCAAGAGAAGUUGCAAACUUGGCUACUGGGAAAGAGUUCCCGACGGGUGCCAUCUUGACACUGACCAAUGUCACGUCAGUGGGUGGAUUCGUGCAGACAGCCAAAUGUACCUGCCUGGAGCAAUGUCCAUAAUGCUGCCAUGCAUGGGCUGCAGCACAGUCAAGGCCAUCAGGAAGAGCAAGCCUCCAUAUCAACACAUCCCACAACGCCCUGCCGCCACUGCUGGGCUGUGUGCACCUGAGCUCGAAUGUGGGCACCUCCUGCAUGGAGACUGGCAGCAGAUGGAAAACGUACAUUGGAGAAAGAGAGGGCCCCAGACUACAACUUUCCAUUGUUGCGCAACUCCUGUUUUGAUUUUUUUUUUUUUUUUUUUUUUUUUUUUUUUUUUUUUUUUUGGUCUUGUUUGAAUGUUGUUUUCUGAGACAGGGUCUCAUACUGUGCUUAGUGGCUGAGAAAUUACUCUGUAUCCCAGGCUGGCCCCAAACUCAGAGCAAUCUGCCCCAGAUGCGACUCCUACCCCCUCUCUUUGACAUAUUCUCACUAUGUAGGUCAGAUUAGCUUGAAUUCAUGAUCCUCCAGCCUCUUGAGUGCCAAGACACCUGGCUUUCACAUCCCAGUGACUUCUUCCUCCUCUGCUUCUUUUUUCGCUUUUUGAGACAGGGUUUCUCUGUGUAGCACUGGCUGUCCUGGACUCACUUUGUAGACCAGACUGACCUCAAACUCACAGAGAUUCACCUGCCUCUGCCUCUGGGAGUGCUGGGAUUAAAGGCCUACUUCACCACCUCCUGGCUUCACAGUGACAUUUUUACAAGAUGCACCUUCAUUCAUUUGUAAUAUGCUAUUCUUUUACCCCAGCUGAGCUGGCAGCAGCAACGUUGGGCUUAUGUGGGCUUCCUUCUGAGGCACCUCUGCAGCCAUCAAAGUGGCUCCUCAGACAGAGGAGAGGCCAUUUCCUGGGACCCUUGUGAAACUACAUGAAGUACUUUUACCAUAGUUGUCUACUUCCCAAAGGUUCACUGAAGUUUUCCUGUGAACAUGGCUAUUCCAACAUCCCUCUCAUGAAAAAGGCUCAACAGUCUGUUCCCCCACAUCCCCCCGCAACUCCCUCUCUCUCCCUUUCCCAGGAGCCCUGGGGAUUUCCUGAACCUCAGCUGGUUAUUAUUGUUCUGUUGUCCUGUAGUAUCUGUUGAGACUGCUAGAACUGCCACUAAAGACACCCUAGUGAUGCUUUACAACAUAAUUUACCAGGCAUAAUUUUCAUAUUAUAAUAUGUGCCAUUCUAAAAGUUGUUUUUUAAUAUUUUAAUAAAAGUGCUAAGCUGUGCAAUCAUUGCAAUCUAU
This is a messenger RNA of Meriones unguiculatus (Mongolian gerbil), 3971 nucleotides long. RefSeq names its product pentraxin 4 (gene Ptx4). Bases 1543 to 2763 code for a protein of 406 amino acids. The transcript has 4 exons. NCBI's taxonomy places the organism in Eukaryota, Metazoa, Chordata, Mammalia, Rodentia, Muridae. The record is from RefSeq and is a predicted model, not a curated record.